AACCGUAAACCCUAGUGCUUUAAAUAGCAGCACACUGCUCUAGCUGUCUCUCUCCGCAAGUUGUCUAAACCCUAGUAAGUCGUCACUACUCUCUCCCAUUCGCAUAUACAUUUUCCUGCUAGGGUUUAGAUUCGGAUCAAUUCUGAUCGUCGAAUUUUUGAUCAAAUUAGACUUCCGAUCGUCAGUUAUCCGGAUAUGGAUCUUCCGGGCCUCGCUGUAAUACUGCAAGCUGCUCUCAGCCCCAAUCCGGAUGAACGUAAAGCCGCUGAGCAAAGCCUCAAUCAGUUUCAGUACACACCACAGCAUUUGGUCAGACUGUUGCAAAUUAUAGUCGAUGGCAAUUGUGACAUGGCUGUGCGGCAAGUUGGCAGUAUCCACUUCAAGAAUUUCAUUGCGAAGAAUUGGUCACCGCUUGAUCCCGAUGAGCAGCAGAAGAUAUCACAGAGUGAUAAAGACGUGGUGAGGGAUCACAUUCUAGUCUUUGUUACACAGGUUCCCCCAUUGUUAAGGGUACAGCUAGGUGAGUGCCUAAAGACAAUUAUUCAUGCUGAUUACCCUGAGCAGUGGCCACACCUUUUAGACUGGGUGAAACAUAACUUACAAGAUCAACAAGUCUAUGGAGCUUUGUUUGUUUUGCGGAUUCUCUCUAGAAAAUAUGAGUUCAAAUCUGAUGAGGAGAGGACCCCAGUUUAUCGCAUUGUUGAGGAGACAUUCCCGCCUCUACUCAAUAUAUUCAGCAGGCUUGUCCAAAUUCCUAACCCAUCACUGGAAGUGGCAGAUUUGAUCAAGCUUAUCUGCAAAAUUUUCUGGUCAUCCAUAUAUCUGGAGAUUCCAAAGCAACUAUUUGAUGCCAAUGUGUUCAAUGCUUGGAUGAUGCUUUUCUUAAACAUAUUGGAGAGACCUGUUCCCUUGGAAGGCCAACCUUCUGAUCCUGAGCUUAGAAAAGCAUGGGGGUGGUGGAAGGUGAAGAAAUGGACCGUUCACAUUUUAAAUCGGCUGUACACUCGGUUUGGAGAUUUAAAACUUCAAAACCCAGAAAACAGAGCAUUUGCUCAAAUGUUUCAGAAGAAUUAUGCUGGGAAGAUUCUGGAGUGUCACUUAAAUUUGUUGAAUGUGAUCCGAACUGGUGGCUACUUACCUGACAGAGUGAUCAAUCUCGUUCUUCAGUAUUUAAGCAAUAGUAUCUCGAAGAAUAGCAUGUAUAAUCUGCUGCAACCUCGACUUGAUGUUCUUCUUUUUGAGAUUGUUUUUCCCCUUAUGUGCUUCAACGACAAUGAUCUAAAGCUUUGGGAUGAAGACCCACAUGAAUAUGUCAGGAAGGGUUAUGAUAUCAUUGAAGACUUGUACAGUCCCAGGACAGCUUCCAUGGAUUUUGUGAGUGAGUUGGUUAGGAAACGUGGAAAGGAAAAUCUUCAUAAGUUUAUUCAGUUCAUUGUCGAAAUUUUUAAGAGGUAUGAUGAAGCGCCAGUGGAAUACAAGCCAUAUCGACAAAAAGAUGGUGCUCUUCUUGCUAUUGGAGCACUUUGUGAUAGACUGAAACAAACUGAACCCUACAAGUCUGAACUUGAGCGUAUGUUGGUGCAACAUGUAUUCCCUGAGUUUAGCAGUCCUGUUGGCCAUCUUAGAGCUAAGGCAGCCUGGGUCGCUGGACAGUAUGCCCAUAUUAACUUCUCAGACUCAAACAAUUUCCGUAAAGCAUUGCAUAGUGUUGUUGCGGGGAUGCGGGAUCCAGAACUUCCUGUUCGAGUUGACUCAGUUUUUGCAUUGCGCUCCUUUGUUGAAGCUUGCAGAGAUUUGAAUGAGAUCCGACCUAUUCUUCCUCAGCUUCUUGACGAGUUCUUCAAGCUCAUGAAUGAGGUGGAGAAUGAGGAUCUUGUCUUUACUCUGGAAACAAUAGUGGACAAGUUCGGGGAGGAAAUGGCACCUUAUGCCCUUGGUUUAUGCCAAAAUCUGGCUGCUGCAUUUUGGAGGUGUAUGAAUACAGCUGAAGCUGAUGAUGAUGCUGAUGAUCCUGGUGCUUUGGCAGCAGUUGGUUGUUUGCGUGCUAUUAGCACCAUUCUUGAAUCAGUGAGCAGGCUUCCUCACCUUUUUGUCCAAGUUGAACCAACUUUGCUUCCUAUAAUGCGCAGAAUGUUGACAACUGAUGGCCAAGAGGUUUUUGAAGAGGUUUUGGAAAUUGUGUCAUAUAUGACAUUUUUCUCUCCAACAAUAUCUUUGGAUAUGUGGAGUCUUUGGCCGUUGAUGAUGGAAGCAUUGUCAGAAUGGGCUAUUGAUUUCUUUUCAAAUAUUCUGGUUCCUUUGGAUAACUACAUUUCCAGGGGGACUGCACACUUUCUCACUUGUAAAGAACCGGACUACCAGCAAAGCCUUUGGAAUAUGAUUGCGGCUAUAAUGGCAGAUAAAAAUAUGGAAGACAGUGAUAUUGAGCCUGCUCCGAAGCUCAUUCAAGUAGUUUUUCAGAACUGCAGAGGGCAGGUUGAUCAGUGGGUUGAGCCGUAUCUUAGAAUUUCAGUUGAGCGGUUGCGUCGAGCUGAGAAAUCAUACUUGAAAUGUCUUCUCAUUCAAGUGAUUGCCGAUGCUCUGUACUAUAAUGCAGCUUUUACCCUCAGCAUACUGCAAAAGCUGGGUGUUGCAACUGAGAUCUUUAAUCUUUGGUUCCAGAUGCUGCAACAGGUUAAGAAAAGUGGUGUGCGUGCCAAUUUUAAAAGGGAGCAUGAUAAAAAAGUUUGCUGCCUGGGUUUGACAUCAUUAUUGACACUUACAGCAGAACAGUUACCUGGGGAGGCAUUGGGCCGUGUUUUCAGGGCCACCCUUGAUCUCCUGGUUGCAUACAAGGAACAAGUUGCAGAAGCCGCAAAGGAGGAAGAGGCAGAAGAUGAUGAUGAUAUGGAUGGUUUCCAAACUGAUGAUGAUGAUGAUUUUGGUGAUGGAUCGGAUAAGGAAAUGGGAGUUGAUGCUGAGGAUGGCGACGAGGCCGAUAGCAUGAAGCUUCAAAAGUUAGCUGCACAGGCAAAGUCUUUCCGCCCUAGUGAUGAAUUUGAUGAAGACUCAGAUGAUGAUUUCAGUGAUGAUGAGGAGUUACAGUCACCAAUUGAUGAGGUGGACCCCUUUAUCCUCUUUGUAGAUGCAGUAAAGGGCAUGCAAGCAUCAGAUCCGUUGAGGUUUCAGAGUCUUACGCAGACUCUAGACUUUCAUUAUCAGGCUCUUGCUAAUGGUGUUGCACAGCAUGCAGAACAGAGGAGAGCAGAGAUUGAAAAAGAAAAGAUGGAGAAGGCAUCGGCUGCCACGGCUUCAUGAUUCUGCUUUAUAUCUCAUGGUGUGGCUUCAAUUUUGCCUUGGUCUUCUUUGCUUUUUCCAUUCAUGUAGUAAUGGGAAUAUAGAGAAACAGAGUUGUUGGUGGUCCAUUCAGAGCAUUUGGUUACUCUGGUGGUCGCGUUUGUCAUUGAGCCCCAAGGAGUUUUCAUUUUGACAUACUUGGAGCAUGUCUGAUGAGUUCCACCAAUAUGCUAAAUUUGAGAUUGGGGAACUCUGGAGCUGGCACUUCAACUCUGGGUUUUGGCUUAGUCAUUGUCUGGUGAGUCAGGCCAUUCUAUGGCAGGAUACGCCUCCCUCCACCGGUUUGUGUCGUCGUUUUUCUUUUUUUGUUCACUUUUUCCUUCACAAGUCUCCUGUGAUUUAGGCACCGUUUGUUCAGGUUGAGAUUCCCUUCUACAGGAUAUUUUAUUGAUUUGGAUCCCUUACGUUUUCAUUGUGCAUACAAGCGAGGGUUCCGAGCACACCGAGUCUGUAAUAUUUCUUGCCAUUUGAUGUGGCCAUUAUAUGGGGUGAUUUGAUGGUUGUAUUGGUAUUUUUUGGUUUAGGCCCUGCAAAAUUUUCCCCCACUUUUCUUGUUUUCGUAAAUAGUCAACAAAUGUCGGUGCUAUCGAUUUAUUGGGUUGGGAGUUUUGAUAUCAAUGCAGAGAGCUUCUAAGGGUUGCUUGCUGCUUAUUGUAAUACAGUGAUGAAUAUAUUUAUUUUUACAGAUUGGUUAAUUGGAAAUGGUGGGUUUUUUCCGGACGUC
This is a messenger RNA of Prunus persica (peach), 4060 nucleotides long. RefSeq names its product importin beta-like SAD2. Gene Ontology annotation, molecular function: small GTPase binding. Bases 196 to 3297 code for a protein of 1033 amino acids. Gene Ontology annotation, cellular component: cytosol; nuclear envelope. The record is from RefSeq and is a predicted model, not a curated record. Gene Ontology annotation, biological process: protein import into nucleus. Lineage: Eukaryota; Viridiplantae; Streptophyta; Magnoliopsida; Rosales; Rosaceae. The transcript is spliced from 22 exons.